This is a messenger RNA of Aspergillus puulaauensis, 1101 nucleotides long. RefSeq names its product O-sialoglycoprotein endopeptidase (gene kae1). Lineage: Eukaryota; Fungi; Ascomycota; Eurotiomycetes; Eurotiales; Aspergillaceae. Gene Ontology annotation, biological process: tRNA threonylcarbamoyladenosine modification. Bases 1 to 1101 code for a protein of 366 amino acids. Gene Ontology annotation, cellular component: cytoplasm; EKC/KEOPS complex. The transcript has 2 exons. The record is from RefSeq and is a predicted model, not a curated record.
AUGAUCGCCAUCGGUCUCGAAGGUUCCGCCAACAAACUCGGCGUGGGCAUUAUGCUGCAUCCCAAAGAUGGAAGCACCCCGCAAGUCCUCGCCAACGUCCGUCACACCUAUGUCUCCCCUCCUGGAGAGGGAUUUCUCCCCAAAGAUACAGCAAAACACCACCGGGCGUGGGUUGUAAAACUCGUCAAGAAAGCUCUCAGAGAAGCCCAUGUCUCCGUCGACGAUGUGGACUGCAUUUGCUACACAAAGGGACCCGGAAUGGGAGCUCCUCUCCAGAGCGUGGCUGUCGCCGCCCGGACGCUAAGUCUACUCUGGGCCAAAGAAUUAAUUGGUGUCAAUCACUGUGUUGGACAUAUUGAAAUGGGUCGUCUAAUCACUGGCGCAUCAAACCCGGUGGUUUUAUAUGUUUCCGGAGGAAAUACCCAGGUAAUCGCAUACAGCUCACAACGGUACCGCAUUUUCGGGGAGACUCUUGAUAUCGCCGUGGGUAACUGUCUCGACCGCUUCGCGCGCACGCUACAUAUCUCCAACGACCCAGCACCAGGGUAUAAUAUUGAGCAACUCGCGAAGAAGGGAAAACAACUAGUCGAUCUUCCAUACACGGUGAAGGGCAUGGACUGUUCCAUGUCAGGAAUUCUGGCUGCGAUCGAUGGGCUCGCUGCGACAUACGGGCUGAACGGAGAACAGCAGGAGGAAGAGGAAGAAGAUAGCAAAAGGACGCAAGAUACACCCGUAACAGACGGAAUUUUAGAAAACCGAAAGCCUACACGGGCAGAUUUAUGUUUCUCGUUGCAAGAAACUGUAUUCUCAAUGCUGGUUGAGAUUACAGAGCGCGCUAUGGCACAUGUUGGAUCGAAGGAGGUUUUGAUUGUUGGUGGAGUCGGGUGCAAUGAGCGACUACAAGAGAUGAUGGGAAUAAUGGCCCGAGAUCGUGGCGGAAGCGUUCAUGCGACUGAUGAGAGGUUCUGUAUUGACAAUGGGAUUAUGAUCGCGCAGGCCGGAAUACUUGCGUAUAAGACCGGAUUCCGGACGCCGUUUACAGACUCCACGUGCACCCAACGAUUUCGGACGGAUGAUGUUUUUGUGCAGUGGAGAGACUAG